Messenger RNA from Ruditapes philippinarum (Manila clam), 5244 nucleotides. RefSeq names its product transformation/transcription domain-associated protein-like. NCBI's taxonomy places the organism in Eukaryota, Metazoa, Mollusca, Bivalvia, Venerida, Veneridae. Gene Ontology annotation, biological process: DNA repair; regulation of DNA-templated transcription. Gene Ontology annotation, molecular function: transcription coregulator activity; protein binding. The transcript is spliced from 33 exons. Gene Ontology annotation, cellular component: nucleus; SAGA complex; NuA4 histone acetyltransferase complex. Bases 60 to 4625 code for a protein of 1521 amino acids. The record is from RefSeq and is a predicted model, not a curated record.
CAAUUGCAUUGAAUCAGUCACCAUCUAUCAGAGAGAAGGCUAUCCUGCUGGUGAAACUGAUGGUACAUAUAGAGAAGAGGUUUAAUGAUGACCAAGAGUUGAGUGCACAGUUUCUGGAACUUGUCAUCUACAUUUACAGGGACGAAGGUCUAAGUGGUACAGAGUUGACUACCAAACUAGAGCAGGCUUUCCUGUCGGGUCUACGAUGUCAACAGCCUCAUAUCAGACAGAAAUUUGUCGAGGUUUUUAACAGCAGUAUUCCACGUAGAGUGUUUGAACGCCUUCUGUAUAUAACGUGUUCCCAGAACUGGGAGCUGAUGGGAGGCCACUUCUGGAUUAAACAGUGCAUUGAGUUACUGAUGUCUGUGGCAGUAAAUGGUCACACUAUACAGAGUGCCUCUUCCCUCAACCUGUUACCCUCGGCCAGCAGUAUUGUUAGCCUGGCAGACAGUCAGGAUCGCGCUCACUUCGCCACCAUCAUGAAAAUGAAAGAAGAACCCAUGGAUAUCGAGGCUCUAGAUUCAAAUAAAGAGGACGAUGAGAUAGAUAUAGAACUUGGUGUAGCAUCGGAUGAGGCUACACAGAAAGAAUCCCCGAAGAAGGAGAUACAAGACCCUAAACAGAACUUACAGACGUUACUACAGAGACAGGCCAAAUUCCUCGAAAACUGUCGGGAAAUAAAGACUGUGCAGUAUUUGGGAGCACUAAGUCAGUUAUGCCACAGUUCAACAGAUCUCAGUCAUAUAUUGUGGAUGGAUUUAUACCCGAGGAUAUGGAAGGUUCUCUCCGAAAAACAACAACAGAUGUUAGGAGCAGAGUUAGUUCCCUUUAUGUGCAGUGGCAGCCAUGUUGGACAGAAGGACUGUCAUCCCAGUGCAAUACACACGUUUGUGGAGAGUCUGGCCCUCUGUGUACCACCGGUACCUAUCAGACCUAGUAUACUCAAGUAUUUGGGUAGGACACACAACCUCUGGUAUAGAUCCUGUCUUCUCCUGGAACAGAUCGCCUUCGAUAAUGCACCAUCAGGUCUUGUGAAAAGAGGCGGUGCUAGUGAAUACGAGUUUGAACCCUCGGGAUCUAAUGCUCCAGGACAGGAGACGCUAGAUGGCCUAUGUGACCUCUACAGCUUGUUGAAGGAGGAGGACAUGUGGGCAGGGCUUUGGCAGAAAAGAUCGAAGUUUGCAGAAACCAAUACAGCCAUAGCGUACGAGCAACACGGAUUCUUUGAGCAGUCGCAGAGCUCGUACGAAGCAGCAAUGGCGAAAGCACGAUCUGACCACAAUGCAGGGGCAGCGUCACCCACCAUUAUACCAGAAUACAGACUGUGGGAAGACCAUUGGAUCAGAUGUUCUAAAGAGUUGAAUCAGUGGGAUCAUCUGUUAGAGUACGCCAACUCUAAAGGCAACACAAACCCUCAUCUUGUAUUAGAGAGUGCAUGGAGAGUACCAAACUGGGCGCUCAUGAAGGAUGCUCUCUCACAGGUUGAACUGAGUUGCCCUAAGGAGAUGGCGUGGAAAGUGAACUUGUAUCGAGGGUAUAUCGCCAUCUGUCACCCUGACGAUCAUCAUUUAAAUAUGAUUGAGAGACUAGUGGAGCUGUCCAGUAAUCUGGCAAUUAAAGAAUGGAGGAGGUUACCUCAUAUUGUCACACAUAUACAUGUUCCACUCUUACAGGCUGCACAGCAGAUCAUGGAGUUACAGGAGGCUGCCCAGAUCAACCAGGGUCUACAACCGGCCAACAUCACCCGCAGUACUAGUCUUCAUGAUAUGAAAGCUAUUGUCAAAACUUGGAGGAAUCGUCUGCCUAUGAUAUCCGAUGACCUGUCUCACUGGAGUGAUAUAUUUACCUGGAGACAACACCACUAUCAGUUCAUUGUAAACCAUUAUGAUGCUGCACAAGAUCAGCAAAACAAUCAUUCAAUGUUGGGAGUACAUGCCUCGGCCCAGGCUAUCAUACACUUCGGUAAAAUUGCCAGGAAACACAACUUGUCAGGUGUCUGCCUCGACUCCCUCAGCAGGAUUCACACAAUACCCAGUGUUCCGAUAGUGGACUGUUUCCAGAAGAUUAGGCAGCAAGUGAAAUGUUACCUACAGAUGGCUGGAUCCAUGGGCAAGCCUGAGUUAAAUGAAGGACUUGAAGUUAUAGAGUCAACCAAUCUGAAAUACUUCACCAAAGAGAUGACAGCAGAGUUUUAUGCCUUGAAGGGAAUGUUCCUAGCCCAGACAGGUCGCUCUGAUGAUGCUAACAAGUCGUUCUCGGCAGCUGUACAGAUGCAUGAUACUCUCGUUAAAGCAUGGGCAUUGUGGGGAGAUUAUCUAGAAUCUGUCUUCACCAGGGACAAACAAAUCAACCUUGGCGUAUCUGCUAUCACAUGUUUCCUGCAUGCAUGUCGGCACCAGAACGAGAGCAAGUCACGGAAAUACCUUGCUAAAGUUCUCUGGUUACUGACGUAUGAUGAUGAAAAAUCUACCCUGGCUGAGGCAGUGGAUAAAUACUGUGUAGGAGUUCCGCCAGUACAGUGGUUGCCUUGGAUUCCACAGUUGUUGACAUGCCUGGUUAGAAAUGAGGGACGUCUAAUUAUGAACCUGUUGAGUCAAGUUGGAAGGAUGUACCCACAAGCUGUCUACUUCCCAAUAAGGACUUUAUACUUGACACUUAAAAUUGAACAAAGAGAAAGAUACAAGAGUGGAGAGAUGACAUUAAGCAGGAGUAAUUCUCAGGUUGCCACGACAACAAGUUCCGGUUCCAGUGGCCAGAUUAUGUCACCUACAACACCAGGACUUGUUGUACCAACCACGCCAGAACCCACACUCUCUGUUACAGACACAGUAAGUUCAGGUUCCACCACUUUAACUGCCACAUCUACCACCACUGCCAGUAGUUCCGCCUCGGGACGGGGCAGCUCAAGUCAGUCGGAUGCUGGCCCGAUACGUGCACCAGCUCCAAUGUGGCGGUGCAGCCGGAUCAUGCACAUGCAGCGCGAGCUUCACCCAACUAUCCUAUCGUCGCUAGAGGGUAUCGUUGACCAGAUGGUCUGGUUCCGGGAGAACUGGUAUGAGGAGGUCCUCCGCCAGCUACGGCAAGGUCUGGCGAAAUGUUACGCUGUAGCAUUUGAAAAUAGAGCCUCGGUUGCUGAUGCUACAAUUACUCCACAUACCCUCAACUUUGUGAAGAAGUUGGUCAGUACAUUUGGUGUUGGUAUCGAGAAUGUUUCCAACGUAGUCACCACUUUCUCUAGUGCCGCGUCCGAGUCUCUGGCGAGGAGAGCUCAGGCCACGGCACAGGAUCCAAUCUUCCAGAAGAUGAAAAGCCAGUUUACCACAGACUUUGAUUUCAGUGUACCAGGCUCAACAAAACUUCACAAUCUUAUAAACAAGCUGAAGAAAUGGAUCAAAAUUCUGGAGGCCAAGACAAAACUGUUACCAAAGUCAUUUUUGAUUGAAGAGAAGUGUAGAUUCUUGAGUAAUUUCUCUCUCAACACGGCUGAGGUGGAACUACCUGGUGAAUUUCUGCUGCCAAAGCAUAGUCACUACUAUGUGAGGAUAGCUAGGUUUAUGCCUAGAGUAGAGAUUGUACAGAAACAUAAUACUGCCGCUAGACGACUUUAUAUCCGAGGCCAUAAUGGAAAGAUUUACCCGUACCUAGUUGUCAAUGAUGCUUGCCUCACAGAAUCUCGUAGAGAGGAGAGAGUGCUCCAGUUGUUGAGGAUGUUGAAUCAUUUCCUUACAAAACAAAAGGAGACAAGUAGACGUAUGUUGUAUUUCACUGUGCCGAGGGUCGUAGCAGUCUCCCCUCAGAUGAGACUUGUCGAAGAUAACCCAGCCUCUGUUUCACUACUGGAUGUAUACAAACAGAGAUGUAACAAGCGAAGUAUCGAGCAUGAUGCACCUAUUGCAAGAUAUUACGAGAGAUUACUGACAGUACAGGCGCGUGGCACACAGGCCAGCCACCAGGUGCUGCGGGAUAUACUUAAAGAGGUCCAAAAUAACAUGGUUCCACGUGGUCUGUUAAAAGAAUGGGCACUUCAUACAUUCCUUGAUGCUACUGAUUAUUGGAUAUUUAGGAAAACUUUUACUGUACAGUUGGCAUUGAUGGGUUUUGCCGAGUUUGUGUUACAUCUGACGAGAAUGAAUCCCGACAUGAUGUACCUACAUCAAGAUUGUGGUUAUAUUAACAUCUCCUACUUCAAGUUUGAUAUCGAUGACCAGUCAGGAGACCUGGAUGCCAACAGACCAGUACCAUUUAGGCUGACCCCUAACAUUGCUGAGUUCCUGACCUCUACAGGGGUCACAGGGCCUCUGACUGCCUCUAUGAUAUCCACUGCAAGAUGUUUUGUACAGCCACAGUAUAAACUACCAAGUUUCCUAAGAGCUAUUCUUAGAGAUGAGUACAUCACAUGGCACAAAAAGAAGCAGGAGGAGGUAAAUCCGGGUACAGAGCCAUCAGAGAUGGAAGGGGAGCAACUCAUCACCAUGGUGAACAAAGCUGUAUCUGCUAUAACAACUAGAUUACAGAAUUUAGCAACAUUUGAGGGAGCUGAAAGCCGUGUGAACACGCUGGUAGCUGCAGCAAACAGUCAUGAUAAUCUGUGCAGGAUGGAUCCAGCCUGGCACCCCUGGUUGUAAAGUAAUCAUAAUAAUCUCUGUAGAAUGGACCCGGCCUGUAGAGUGGACCCAGCCUGGAACCCCCGGUUGUAAAAAUAAACUUGGUAAUCUCUGUAGAAUGGACCUGCCCUAGCACCCCUGGUUUUAAAAAUUAACUUUACCUAAUCUGCUGAUUUAUAGAAUGGACCAAUCAUGAAGCAACUGGUUUAAGAAUUAACUUUACCUGAAAACAUUGUAGAAGGAAUGGACUUGUGCUUGUGAUCAUGGUUUAACAACAUGGAAUUUAUCUGUGAAAAAAAUUUUAUUUGUAGGAUAGACUGUAAUGUCUGUUAAAAAUGAAUUUAAAAUGACAUGACUGUUUUAAGACUUGACUUCACUGCUGAAUGAUCAACUUUGUAUGAUAUCACUGUUGAAGAAUGGACUUUACCUGAUUUCACUGUUUAAGAAUGAAUUUUACAUGAUAACACAGUUUAAGGAAUGAAUGUUACCUGAAAUCUUUGUUGAUGGAGAAGAUCUAACGUGAAUCAUUGUUUGAAGGGAAGAACAUUACCUGAUAUCAUUAUCAAAGGAAAGGAACUUACCUGAAAUUGUUGUUGAAAGAAUGUAUUGAUUUAUUGUAUUUAAUAAAUAUAGAUACUGG